Molecule: messenger RNA, 2116 nt
Organism: Ilyonectria robusta
Lineage: Eukaryota; Fungi; Ascomycota; Sordariomycetes; Hypocreales; Nectriaceae
Product: amino acid permease
Exons: 10
Coding region: 58-1698 (546 amino acids)
Biological process (GO): transmembrane transport
Cellular component (GO): membrane
Molecular function (GO): transmembrane transporter activity
Source: RefSeq, a predicted model, not a curated record
GCAAAAUUCUGCGAAGAGGAAACAAAGUCAACCGGAUCAUUCCAGCAAGUAUCAGUGAUGGCCGACAAACAGCAAGACCCAGCAGGAAUUCUCCCAGCUAAGGGGAAGGAGGGUGGAGAAGAACUUGAAGGGAAUGCAGCUGACGCGCGAGUUUUGGAAAAUCUCGGAUACGAACCCGUUUUGCACCGGACCUUCAACGUCUUCCAUAAUUUCGCGACGACGUUUGCGGCUCUCUACUUUAUUGGUGGUGUGCGAGUCACAUUUUCGACUGGAAUAGCAGCUGGAGGCAACCUUGCAUAUUGGACGAGUUUCCUGGUAACCUGUGUCUUCACUUUCAUCACGGCCGCAGUGAUUGCCGAAAUAUGCUCAUCGCUGCCUUUGGCGGGCUCCAUCUACCUGUGGGCUGCUGAAGCCGGCGGCCCGCGGUUUGGAAGGCUAUUCGGCUUCGUUGUUGCAUGGUGGAGCACUACAGCGUGGACGACGUUUUGUGCGAGCAAUACGCAAGCUGCUGUCAACUACAUGCUUUCCGAAAUUGUCGUAUUCAACGUCGACUUCCCAUCUGAUAGCUCUAGCAUCAAGUUCCGUGCCGUGCAGUGGAUCUGCACUGAGGUCAUGUUGGCUCUGGCGGCAAUUUGGAAUCUGCUGCCGCCUCGUUAUUUCAAGUGGAUUUUCUACUUGUCCACAGGCUCCGUGCUAUUGGACUUUGUUCUCAAUUUAAUUUGGCUGCCUGUGGCCGCCAGCAAAACCUACGGAUUCCGUUCGACACACGAUGCCUUCAUGACCACCUAUAAUGGCACAGGCGCACCGGCAGGCUGGAAUUGGUGUCUUUCCUAUCUUGCAACUGCGGGGAUUCUCAUUGGAUUCGAUGCUUCAGGCCAUGUUGCUGAGGAAACAAAGAAUGCCAGCGUUGCUGCUGCAAGAGGUAUCUUUUGGAGCACAAUUGCAAGUGGACUGGGAGGCUUUGUUGUGGUGAUCCUUUUUCUGUUCUGUGUGCCCGAUGCUGAGACGCUUUUCUCGUUUGGAGGCGCACAACCCUUCGUACCGCUAUAUGCAGCUAUUCUCGGAGACAGAGCGCAUAUCAUUAUGAACAUUAUUUGCAUCGUCGCUCUUUGGUUUAAUACGGCCAUUGCCGUCCUAGCUGCCUCCAGGCUCGUGUUUGCGGUGGCCAGAGACGGAGUCUUGCCAUUUUCCCCCUGGGUUUCUCGAGUUGUGGAUGGACAGCCUCGCAACGCCGUCAUCGUGGUGUGGGUGGUUGCGUCCAUAAUCACCUGUACCAUUUUGCCAUCAUCAGUCGCCUUUACUUCCCUUGUAUCUGCAGCAGGGGUUCCAUCAGCCGCAGCAUAUGGGCUCAUCUGUCUUGGGCGCCUAUUUUUGACACCAAACAGAUUCCCCAAACCUGCAUGGAGUCUUGGCCGCCUCAGCAAGCCGUUCCAAGCCAUCGCGGUCUUGUGGAACGGGUGGGUUGUGGCGGUUCUCUUUUCCCCAUACGCUUUCCCAGUCCAAGGUUCGACUUUGAACUAUGCCCCAGUCAUCAUGGCUAUUGUCACAAUCUUUGCGCUUCUUUCGUGGUGGCUCAUCCCGGCCGAAGAGUGGCUUCCCAGCCAACGAAUUCAAGCGACCCUUGAAGCCCCGGAUAUUGAUGAGAGGCCGACAAAUGCGGACCAAACAUCCACUGAUAACGAGGCAAUUAUACACUAGGUAAUCUAGCGUAUGGGGGAUUGAACAAAGGGCCGGCUCUAUUGAUCACCACACGGCUGUUUGAUGUGGGCAUACUUUUGCUAUUGAUUCCUCGUACUGCCACUACCGGAGGAUGUGUCACAGCCCUAGGCCGUGGUGCACCGAGCCUGAGGAAAUACUUGAAUUAUCAUCUGAGAUAGGUUCGUCGAACGCUACACUACACUUUUUAUAAGCGACAUGAGAUCCUCGGCAGUUAGCGGACUGGGCUUUCGACGAAGCAAGCAAGACCAUCUUUCCAUUCCUAAUCGGUAUAUUCAUAUGUAAAUAUAGAUAUUGUCACCAAGUAAGGCAGCUGCCAAUGCUGGCGAUCCAGUUUCAUAGUGUCAUGUAGUGCAGGGUCUCAGAGCAUCUUCAAACAAGUGGCUGUCGCAGUGAUGCC